Molecule: messenger RNA, 1200 nt
Organism: Adineta steineri
Lineage: Eukaryota; Metazoa; Rotifera; Eurotatoria; Adinetida; Adinetidae
Source: the annotation of a GenBank genome assembly
AUGUUAAUAUCACGUAUUAUCUCAUUUGGGUUAUUGAAAAACCAACAUCAUAGUAUAAUAGCAUGUACCCGAUGUUUUCUAUCGAGUCUCUCUCAUGUCUCAUUAUCAAAUAAUGAUAACAAUAGCAAACAAUCAAUAUCAUCUACGAAACAAACUGAUGAUAAUAAUGAAUGGCUAUGGGCGUAUUUACGUGAUCGAAAAAGCUUUAUGGAUCUUAGUGAAGAACAUAGACGACGUGUUGUUGAAAUUGAAGUACAAACUUUGAGAGAAAGUGGUGAUCGUAUACCAGAAGUUAUACCUGAAGAACGAUGGGAUGAAUUACUUAAUUUACCAACAAUAGAAUCUCGAAAAACACUUUAUGGAUAUCUUUUUCUUCGUGAACUCUAUCGUAAACGUCGUUCCGCUGUAGUUGCUACAAAUGAUAUUCGUCGUGCUGAAUCAUCAAAACGUCGUCAAACACUUCUUGCUGAAGGAAAACCACCAACGAAUUAUCCCGGUUAUUCAUCCAUAUUUCGUCAUUUAGGUCGACAACAUGAAAAAUUAGUACGUGAACAAUUAUUACUUGCACCAGCAAGACUUGGUGAAAUGCUUGUUAUUGAUUGUGGUUUUGAACAAGAUCAUGCAAAACAACAUUAUCUAUCAAAUUUAAUUGAUCAAAUACAAUAUUUAUUUGCUGAUGUAACACGUUAUCAUUCACCAUCAUUUGUCUAUUUAUGUAAUUUAUCAUUACGUGGCCGUCUACGAACAGCAUUUGAACAGCGUGCUGCAUUAGAAAAUAUGUGUUUUGAAACUACAGAAUCCAGUUAUUUAGAUAUAUUUCCACGUGAAAAACUUAUUUAUUUAUCGCCAGAUUCAAAUAAUGAAAUGACAACAUUUGAUCAUGAUGCUGUUUAUAUUGUUGGCGGUAUUGCUGAUAUUACUGGUAAAAAGCCUUUAACAUUUGGUAAAGCAAAACGUGAAAAUAUCAGACAUCAACGAUUUCCAAUCGAUCGAUAUGUAAAAUUUGGCGGUGGUAGUGGAAAAUCUUUGACACUUGAUCAAGUAUACAAUAUUUUAAUGACAUUGAAACAUACUGGUUCUUGGGUUGAUGCAUUUAAAUAUAUACCAGAUCGAAAAGUUAUUGAACGAUACUCAGAAAGAACGGACAAUAAACGACAUGACCGUGAAAGUUUUGGUCCUAAAAUCGGUUUAAAUUCAUGA